Messenger RNA from Aspergillus nidulans FGSC A4, 1989 nucleotides. Its product is annotated as telomere repeat binding factor family protein. The transcript is spliced from 3 exons. Lineage: Eukaryota; Fungi; Ascomycota; Eurotiomycetes; Eurotiales; Aspergillaceae. The record is from RefSeq and is a predicted model, not a curated record. Bases 142 to 1989 code for a protein of 615 amino acids.
GCACAUUAAUAUUAUUCUCAAGCAAUGAGAUUUCCCACGCAAGAUGACUGGGUCUGAGUCUCUCCAGAGCUUUUAUAGUGCUAGCCAUCUCUCCUGAUUUGUGCCCUUCCGUGCCCAGGAGACGAAAUUAGACUAUCGGCGAUGGAUCCCAACGGCAUUUUCGCCCGCAACUACGAUGAAUCCCUGAUCCGCGAACUUCCUCACCUCCGGAUUGCUCCUCUCCGCGAGCCGGUCUCAUCCCGCAACCUCAGGAUCCCUUUGACCCUUGAGCCGAGCGCCAGUGGAAGCCGGGACUCAAGCACUAUAUCGAAAGCUGGCGGAUCCGCGGCGGGGAUUCUUUCUCCCCGCAACAAUGAACCCAACGGCAUAGCAAUAGAGGCCAGCAUCGCGAAUACAGCUCGUCUAUUAGCGAAGAAUGAGCUUUCCACCUCGGAAUUGCUCGUAGAGCCUCAGCCCCCUCCGCGGCCGAUAUUACCGGCAUUUGUUAACCUCCGUGCUCUCGAGCGGUUCCCUUAUUCUUCGUUUGAUGAUGACAACCAUCAGACUCGUAAACGGCGACGUCUAGGAGCUGGUACUGAGAUUGAUGUCCAGCCUGAUUCCUUCGGAGAGCUCCUGCAGUUGCCGAUGCCACAGGCGCAGAAAGAACAAAGGCCUCCGCCAUUUGGACCGUUUGCUAUCCUUAACGGAUUGAACGAGCCUCCGCCCAAUGCUGCCUUGCUUCCGCCUAUUGAGGCGGGCUCGAUUACGCAGCUACUCACCAAACCAUCGCGAGACCAUAUCGACGUAGAGCCAGAGCCAGACCAAGUGGUAACAGCUGCGAGCUUAACUCCCGAUGUUCAGAAUGGUGAAAGGAUUGAGGGAAGGAUUGCGGAUAUCUUGGAUUCUCCUAUUGCUGAGAAGCCUGAUCUUCGUGAUGCUGUCGUCAACAAUGACGAGGUUGAUAAGACACAGCCGGAAAAGGAGCCAAGUCAUGCGAAAGAAUCACAACCCACUCAGGAGACGGACUUGCCGCCUUCGCCCAAGACAAGAGGGCGUUCACGGAAAAACCUCCGGAAAUGGACUGAUGAAGAAACCGUUGCCUUACUGCGUGGCGUUAUGAAGUGCGGUAUCGGGAAUUGGAAAGAAGUCCUCGCGCAGGAUGAGUCGAGCUUCAACAGGCGCACCGCGUCGAACUUGAAAGAUAGAUUCCGCGUCUGCUGCCCCUCCGCCUAUCGUGCCUCGGAUCCCAAUGAAGCCAUACAGCACCUGCGUGAAGCUCUCGCCAAAACGCUAGCACGGAUCGAAGGCGACGCUUCGGCAACUCCAAGUCUCACUCACAGCGGAUCGUCAUCCAGCUUUUCUUCGCUGGACACAAGCCAAAAUACCCCGGAACACCACUCUCAAAGCGAUUCGAUGCCGGAAACUAACCAAACACUACCCAAUAAGUUCGAGCCUGCAACAGGGAGUCUCUCUGUUAUAUCAGAGCCUUACACCCCGGCAAAAGCCAGGCGUCGUUCUCGGCGUCCCUUCACGGCGGCAGAGGAUGAAGCCUUGCUAAAAGGAUACGCCGUCCACGGGUUCCAGUGGACACUCAUCCAGCAAGACAAGAAGCUUAAUCUCGGCCAUCGAAGAGCGACUGAUCUGCGUGAUCGAUUUAGGACCAAGUUUCCCCAUGCUUACCGUGAAGGGGGCGCGAUUCGGGAUAGCACGCUGCAGGCUCAAAUGGCGAAAGACACAAUUGUGAAGGACGGAACCAUCCCGGCAGUGAGAAACAGACAGGGCCCUCAGGAUAGCAAACCCGCCUCCACCAGCGAUCGUUCCGGCAAGCCCAUUAGUCUCAAUGGUGUGGGGACAGUAGAUCCUGUUCUUCCUUCGCUGGCACUUCCUCCGGUAACACGAGAAAUUUCGACAGGUGUUCCACUCUCAGGGCUCUCCUUUCUGCUGGAAGAGGGUUCCACAAAUGAGGACAGCGUAGACCUUCCACCGCUGAUUUGGGAUGACCUUCCUUAA